GAUUACUCGUGAACGGAUUGUUUCAGAAAUCUUUUGUUCCAUAUUGGUAGUUUUGAAAGGCUUUAUAUCCCUGCAGACUGCCAUUUUUGAAUGGAUUUUGCAAGAUGUUUUUUCUAGAUUUGAGGACAGCGUCUUUCAAGACCGAUGUUUGAAGAACGAUCCGCGUGCUUCUUCGAAUCCUGAUAGAACCUCAUGGGCCGUCCCUGUGAACUGAAUGAAAAUCUAGAUCAAGUUACCUUGCGAGUGAGCCAUCCAUGUAGCGCUUUCGUCGCUAUUAGCAAGUUCAUUCUAACGUUUCGUGAAUCCAAGAAACGCAAAUAACUGCACCAGUAGAGCAGUUUAAAGGCGAGUUGACUCGGCGAUAGAUUCAAGGGCCGGCCAUACUCGUUUCAUAUGUCUAGCAUCGUGCUUGUUGUUGGUUUUUGGACCAUUCUAUUUAUUUGCAACGCUUUAUUGAAGGUAAGGUUAAAGAACCUGUUCCAGAAAACUGGUCAUCCUCUUCAUUCAUCCCAUAAUUUCUCCUACACUGUCUGUCAAUUCUAAACAAAGGAGAAUUAAAAAUUGGUGGGUCAAAGAGCGGAGGGAGGAAGAGUGACUUAAUCGGUCACACUGGACAGCGACCUUUUUUGACACGGAACAUGUCUAGUGUUGUACCCUGCGAACAGAGUCUCCUUCGAUCUUCCUAGAUAAGUCGGGAAGAGGAAGAAACGCUUCCUCUUUAGCAACUUAUCUAGGAAAGAUCGAAGCGACUCUGCUAGCAGGGUACUAGUGUUGUGACUGGACUCAAGGCAACUUGACUCAGGGGUAGGGGGGCUACUGACAUUAAUAUAGGAUAUAUACCCAAUAGGUAGGGUAUUGUUUUCAAGCAACUUAGUCUGGGAUAGGCUUUAGAAAUCAGGGAGUUUGGGUCUAGAAUACAAUGUAGGGUAUCAUUUUCCAGGAAAGUGAUCAAGUGCCUGAAUUUUUAAGUCUAGAGAAGGGAAACUGGGAAUUGACACUCAAAAAAAUUAAAUCAUAAUUUACCUGUUUCUCAGCUGAAUAGCAUAGAAAGUGUUGUCUUCAGUAAUUUCUGGAAAAUAAUAACUCUAGGAUAGGGAGAGAUUUUAGAAGUUAAGCCUGGUUUAGCGUAGCAAAAUUCUGAAGGCGAACUAGUUUUGGUAUAGGCUAAGGGCCAGCAGCACUUCCCUACCCAAACAUUCCUUAAGUACCUCCCCCAGGGGUAAAUAGACUAAAAAUGCACAUCAUACAAUGUACCCCAAUUCUUGUAGGGGUGGCGAAUGGUACCUCGAAAGAACUGGGUCUCGGAAAAUGUUAACAGGAUCUCGAAAUCUCGGAAGCGUUUUUGAUAAGUCUCGAAGUCUCGUUUUUGCAUGGUUUGUUUUUACUUUUUUUGAGUCUCGAAACUUUUUACCAAAGAGUCUUGGGCUCGGAUUUCUAACUAGGGUCUCGGCGUCUCAGCGAGUCUUGGAUUUUACCAUUCGCCACCCCUUCUUGUGCUCCUUUUCUUGUUAAACCCUGAAUUGGUGUGUAGCAAUAUGACAAAUUUCAGCUAUUGCAGUGUGAAAUUUCCCUUUUUCUCUAUCUUUGUUACCUAUAGAACUACAGGAAAUAUUCCCGAAAGUAUAAAGAGUUUCUGGAAAACAAUGGGAUCUCUCUGUCAUUAUUUCAAGUGCGAUGGUACACAACGCGGUUCAAUAGGUCAUUUUUCAAGUUUGGUCAGUUCCAGCCAUACUUGCUACAUCUGUGGUUUUCUGUUGGAGUUUUAGUGGGUGCCCUGUUGAUGGUUGCCUCUGUUCUUAUUCUUUCUGUGACGUUAUUCAAAGCUUUUGCAAAGGAUGUACCAGAGCAAGUUUUAACACCUGUGGUAAGUGCAUUAUUGUAAAUAUCUCGAGGAUAAAUAGCACUGUGCAAGGCUGCUGCCUAAGAAAAUUUUUUUGUAGUCCUUCAGGCUAAGAAGUUAAAAGUUAGGAGCCCAUUGAUCAAUAAACUUAUAUAAGUCAGCAGAUAUACUCGAAACUCUAUUUGUUCGACUUUCAAAUUUCCAGAAAAGUGCGUGUUUUUUUACUUGUAGCAUUGGAAAUUUUUGGCCUACGGUCGACGAACGCAUGUUUUAAUUCCGUUUUCGUUUCAAAAGUGUAAAAUGAGCAGGGAAUUCUGCCAUUCCUUCAUAUUUGGAAGCAGGCAUAGAGGCUACUGCCACUGGAAUCAUAAAGGUUUAGGCGCCUGUACAGGGUCCUUGUUUAAAAUUUUAGUUCCCCCCAAGGAAAUCUUAGGAGCCUCUGGCAACUGGUUGCCCAUAAGGCAGCAAUCGUAAUAUGUACACAUAUCCAUGACUCAGGGGCACCCAACGAGAAUAUAGUUCAAAACCACUUAAACAUAGCAUUGUUAAACAUAUUUUAGUAUUUAAACGGUGGAUAUAGGCAUAUGUUUAUCCCCUAAAAAUUUUUCACGUGUUCGGAUUUCCUAGCUGAAAGUCUGUUGAUCCAAAAAUUAUAGGGAUAAAACCUUACCUUUUCGAAAAUUUCAGCCAGAAAAAAGGCUCCAGAAAAUUCUAGGUGACCUUUUUAGGGUAAAAAUCCAUCAAAAAUGGGCAAUUAUACCAUCUUUUAGAUAUUCGAAAAUCCUAGUAGAGGCAGGCAAGCAAGAAAUUUUACGACAAAUGUUUCGAAAAUUCCAGAUCUCAAGUCGUCAGAUAUUUUCCAAAAAUUGACAUUGGGUGCCCCUGAUGACUGAUGAGCCUACGGAUAUGGCCCUAUAUAGAAAUCCUUAUUAUUAUGUCGCAGUAUGAAACUUUGGAAUGCUGUCCACAUUAUGAGUAGUAUAGAGCGCAUAGCAUAACCUACACCACUUGAGAAGCUAUACUUAGAAGUAAAAAAAGGGUCGAUACGAAACCUAAUACAAUCCUAAAAUACAUAGUUAUAUGAAUCUCCCUACUUAAAAAGCCAAUUUAGAAUAUUAUUUAAGUCUGAUAUUCUGUAAAACCUUCGCUACCUGUACUAAAAACAUAUUUAUAAUAAUAUCACACUCUAAUGUUCUAAAAAAUCUAAGUAAAAACGUCAGCAAGCUUGUGUUUCUAGAUUUCUAGAGAAAAAACAAAAACCCAAAAAUUGAAGUCCAUAGCGCCCUAACUAAGUAUUUAUGUUAAAUGUGCUGGCAAUGUUUAAAGUGUUUGAGAUGACCGACUUCUGCAUCCGGUCAAGUAUGCUCCGUGCUCUCGCUCCAAGUAGCUUCCUCACCGACUUCUCUGGGUGUUUAGAGUAACCCCCCAGUACGUCAAUUAUUACGUUGUACUGUUCAACCCUGUAACCAUUGUAUCUCUGCUUCAGCUCCCACAUCAUGGGCCCAUACUUGAGUGUCUUUUCCUCAUCUUUCUUAGCUCUACUCUCAAUCCAUGGGCAGCUCAUUUCAAUUGUGCAGACUUCUUUCCUCUCGUGGCUGACAAGUCGCAGGUCGAUCCGAUUUGCUCUAACUUCGUUGUGCUCUGCAUAGAUAGGAAUAUCCCAAAAUGCCUCUCUCGUGGUGUUCUGGUAGGCUGGUUUUGGCAUCACCGGUGAGUACCAUGGUGGAACCUCGUCCAUUAACCCAUGCUCUCGCAGGAGCUCAAAAAACAGAAUCUUCAAAGCUGCAUUAUGCCUGUAUAGGUACUUGGUUUGUGCCAGGGAGGAACAUCCAGCCAGUACAUGUGCAAUGCUGUCAGCUACCUUCCCACAUAACCUGCAUAGAACUUCGCCGUCGGUGGAGGUUUGCAUCUUCUCCUUUGUGUAGAGCUUCGUAGGUAACAACUGCUCAUACAAUUCAUACAUGUCCGCGAUGGUAUGUGUAGGGCAUGUAGCCCAACCUUUUAACCAUGCAAAGCAGCUGGUUAUGCUUAGGCUCUCAUCUUCCCAUCUGAUAUGGAAUAACUUUUCUUGCCACUUUUUGUCUUUAGCGAUCUCCAAGAACUGCUUCUCUUGAGAUUGCUUCAACAGAUUCCCAGCUCUUGCUGCAGUUACCACCUUUCCUUCUGUUGUAACACACACGGGAUUUAGGGUAUCAAGCUGAAGGGUGAUGUUGAGUUCUUCAGCGUACUUAGCUGCUUCCUUUACGAGCGACUGGUGGCCUGAUGCCACAUGGCGUGUUCUUCAAAUUCUCUAACUGCUUCCACAGUCUGGUCCGGGUUCUGAUACAAUUUCAGUAGCGAUUUGAUUUUAGUGAUCUUGUACUCGUGUUUGACUGAUGGCAGGCCUCUACCCCCUUUCUGCCUCGGUAGAUAUAACAAAGAAGUCGGGCUAGCUGGGUGCUUGCCACCGUUCUCAACUAUGAUCUUCCGAGCUGCUCUGUCCACAUCUCUUGACUCUGAUAGAGGCCAAUGCUGUGUCCACAUUAGGUACCGCAGGACCGGGAGUGCAUACUGAUUAGUUGCCUGCACACUUAUUAUUAUUAUUAUUAUUAUUAUUAUCCUGUUGGGAACAGGAUCACCAUUUCUACUGGGUCAACUUCAGAGCACCCAACCACUGAAUAUUUCCAAGGUGACUGGUCAUUUCACCAACAAGUUGUUUCACAAGUUCGUCCUGUUCGCAUAAGUCUUAAGUCGUUUUGCAAAGGUAUUUCACUCAUCAUUUACUGACAUUAGUUGUGAUCAACAACAACAACAUCGACAAUCUUUAUUGUGCUCUUGAUACAAAAGUGUAAAGACAUUAAAAGGAAAUAAUUGUAAAAAAAAGAGAGCACAGCCACUCAGAAAUAGCAAAAGCUAAUCACGCUGAGUGGCUGGAAGUUUACAUAAGGCUUGACAACAAAUUGAGUAAUUUUGCAUUUCGACAAACAAAGAGAAUCAAACAAAACUUUUGGCGUGGUACUUAAUCAAAAUGUUCAGAGGUCUUAGUAGAUCAUUUAAGUAUCCUGAUAAACAAAAUGCUGGAGUCUUCACUUUUGCAUUUAUUAACAAUAUUAUAUAGGCCCUACAAUGUGACAACUGCAGAUUUGGCAACACCGAACUUGCAGCCUGGGCAGUGACCGAAUUACUUACCGUUGUCUGGUAGUUGCUGUGGGCUAUCCCUUGUAACAGAAUUCUUCAACAUGAAAAACAGGCAGGCACAGGACGUAAUUCUUGUAGAGUAAGUUCUUAUUCAAAGAAUGACUUACAACAUUUUACCAAAACAACUUAUGACACUUUUAAAAUGUUAGCGAAACAACUUAAGACAUUUGUGAACAGGACAUAGGUGAAAUGACUCGUUGGCGAGAUGAGCUUAAACCAUUUCCAAGCACCUCAGAAGUCUCUAAAAUGGUUUUCACUGUUUGGUUUAUUUGCUGAACUGGCUGGUAGAAAGGCCCAGUAACCAUCCCUUGUAAGCUCAGUCUUAACUUUCAUUAAUUUUGUAUUCGCUUUCAAACAGAUGCCAGGAGUGAAUGUCCCCUGGAGUCAAGUGUUAUAUUACCUUUUAACACUGACAAUCAGUGGAGUAUUCCAUGAAUUUGGACAUGCUAUCUCAGCUGUAAGGUAUGUAGACCAUUCACAUUCCCCUAUUUUUCCAUAAGAUCAUCGAGAUCGAGCGCUUGAUGAGCAUCUUGCAUGAGUGUAAAAUCCACCUAGAGGGCAGGGGACAGUUUGGGAUGAAGCAAGAAAAAUGGAGGGACUGUCUUUACUUCAGUGUAGCUCACAUUCAAGGAGCAUGACAGGAGUUUCAAGCCUUUUACCAUUCAUUAAUCAACAAACUCCUCUUAUGAUGAAAAACAUGCCAGACACUUUUAGCGUCGAUUCUGCAUGUUUACAAACAUUUCCUUGCGAAACACUGAUUUUAUAUAAUACAGUUACUGGGAUAAUCUUUCAAAUCGGUAAUCAUGCACAGUUGAAACAUUUUCCUAAAGGCAGCAGAAAGCAUACUCGCUUCAACAUUGACUAAAACGGUUAAAUGUCCAGUACCACUCAAAAGUAAGUUACCAGACUCUUGUCUCACUAGAAGGUGGAUUUUCAGUGGUAUUGUUUAAUGUCUUCUUGUUAAGAUAUUCACAACUUACUGACCACAAGGUACCAUGUCCCUUGUGCCAAUUAUGCCUGAUUUGUUAAGAGGACAAAUACAUUGUACAUGUAUCUUUCCAUUGUACCUAAAUGAGCUUUAUUUUGGAUAUGUAUCAUAUGUAUCAUAGUCAAUGGGAAAUUUAAUUGAACCUUGAAGAUUCAAGUUAUAAGGCAAAUAUGGCUAUAUACACACAUAUGUUGCAAAUAAUUCUACCCUAAGGUGAAGUUUUAAUGUUACAAGGACAAGGACAUGAAGAUGUCACCAGAAGGAGGAGGGUUUUAACAGAGAUGUGGGCCACACGAGCAUGGCCUAAACUGGAUAAGUCAUUUCCUGUUUCUUUUCAGAGAGCAAGUUCGUGUGAAUGGAUUUGGUAUGUUUUUCAUGGCUGUUUACCCUGGUGCCUUUGUAGAUCUGUACACUGAGCACUUGACUGUCAUUUCACCACUGCGUCAACUGAGAAUCUACUGUGCUGGCGUGUGGCACAAUGCAGUGCUUGUCUUAGUAGGAUUACUGAUCCUCUGGUGUCUACCUUACAUUCUGGUUCCAGUUUAUGUGACGGGUCAGGGUGCUGUGGUAUUGAAUGUCUUAAAGGUUGGUCCAUGCAAAGACUGUUAUUAUAUGUCACAAAGUAACUAAGACAGUACGCGCGAUCCAAUAAUUAGAUUGCGUGUAGUAUCUUAAAAAACCUAUGGUUUAUUAUAACUGUAAACUCAUAAAGAAAGGUAUUCAGACCACGAGCCAUACACAAAACCAGCCAUUGAGCUGCAAAUGAUGAUUUUGGAAAAGCUAAAAAACAGAACAAGUCACUUACCCAGCCCUUCUCUCUUUUAAAAUAAUAAUAAUGAUGAUAAUGAUAAUCUUUAUUCAAUUGAUAAAACACAUACUGAAAGUUACAAAUGUCAUAAAAAUUUAAGUUAAAUUUUAAAAAAAAAUUACAAUUAAAGUAGAAUCAUAUUACUGAGUUAUAAUAUUAAAGCAUAGCGUAUUUACUAAGCAGUUCUAAAAGCGCUCAGUGUUAACUAAAGUUUAUAGCUGAAAUGUCUGUCUUUGAAACCUUUAUAGUCCUUUAUAGCACUGGUUUCCACAUUUUAUUUCUGAGUUUCACUAUUUGCUGCUAUAGUUUUAAAAGUUAUCAAGUACAUAGCUGGAAACCAUUUUGCUUAAGUAUGCAUUAAUGUUGUUAUGUAAUAAGGUUUCUGAUAUCUGGAGUAAUCGAAGUCCAUCUACAGCAGCCAAUUCUGAAGAUGGCCACAGGUGCAGUGGCAUAAAAAAUAUAGUGAUGACAUUGAUCAUUAUGAUGAUGAUGACGAUUCUCUUUAUAUAAAUAUUAAUACUUUUUAUAUAUGAUAUAUUUUUUAUUUAAAGGAAUCUCCAGUAUAUGGCAGCAUUCAGCGUGGUGACACUGUUCUUUCACUGUAUGGAUGUCAAGUGUAUAAUAAACAAAACUGGAAUGACUGUAUCAGUAGAACUCUCAGCACACCUCAACAUGGUUACUGUACAGACAUGCUGACUGUCACUAGGAAAAAUUCUUCACAAGGUCAGAUAGCAUAUAUAGUGGUUCUGAAUUGGCAGUUAUAUAAAUUUAUAAAUCAUUGAAAUUAAAUCAAUAACUAUGCACAUGGACUCAUUAUUGUUGAAAUCCUGCUGUAUUUGUUACAGGUCAAAAUUUAAUCCAGGUUAAACGUUUUAACCUAGGUUGAUUCUUGAUUCCCUUUGUGUUGUAGCCAAAAUUAUUCUUGAGAAUUCAAAUUGUGGAACAACAACUUAGGUUAAAAAAUUUUAACCUGAAUUUAAUUUUGACCUGUAACAUAUACAUGCAGUGUUUUAACUGCUAUAAAAUGUCUUAAUGACGAGAACGACAGAUCUUUCAGUCCUUGCCAUGCUUCUGAAUGACAGUGUUCUCUUUGACUCUCCAAGUUUGAAUUUUAUACCUCUUUGCUUGUAAUAUCGAUUCUAUUUCUAAAAACUGCAUGUUGCUUUUUAUGUUAUUACUAGAUUAUGCAGUACCUUUAAUAAGUAUUCUGUUUGGUUAGUAUGGGCGAUAUGACAAUAGUUUCCCCUUCACUAUCUGUCUCCAUUAAUCAGGAUUGUCGAUGAUUGAGGGCCAGUGGCUGGGGGCUUUCCCUGGCUAUUAGAUAUCUCAGUCUCAGCUACUUUGGUAAAAACACAAUAGAGCGAUUUUCAUAUGACCUGGAAAAAUGGUUUUGGUAAGUGUUCAUUAUUUGUUUUAUCAGCCAAUGGGUGACAAGAUCAAUACAUGGACUCUUUGUUUUCCCGCCAAAGAAAACCCUAAUAUGGAGAAGGCGUUGUUCGAUUAGCCAAUCGUGUUGCAGCGGGUUGCAGUAUGAUGUCAAAGCGAAGUAAUUCGAUUGAUUUCUAGAAAGUUCUUGGCAAUGAAGUUUUUUCACUCGAGCGUUUGCUUAACCAACCAAAAGCCACGUGCGUUUGUAUCCAUUCGAUAAACCAAUCAAAUCGCUCUAUUUCCAUUCUUUUGUUGUUUCUGUUUUGUUCGUGUGUUUUCAGUUCAAGGUAUACGAAAAUCGCUCUAAUUGUGGAGUAAAGACAAUAGAAACUUAAAAUUUAUUCUGUUCUCCCAUUUCCCUUCCUUGGUCAUAUUUUUAAAUUUAGUGACACUCCUGAUGAUAAAUUACAGCUUACUCAGUGUCACCAGUAAUUAUCAUUAAAUAUCUUUAAGGUGGAUUUUACAAUGGUGAAGUGUAUGACUGUUGCCAGAACUCAACGUCAUCAAGGUUCUGUUUUAAAUACCAGUCUCUUAGCCAUUUAAAGGUACAUUAUGGAACAUGAACUUUUCAAGUAUCUAAUUUCAAUUGAUGAACUAUAAAAUACCAUACAUGAACUUGGACUGUGUAAUAUUCACAGAAUGUACAGUACUCCAUUUUCAAUAAAGGUUAGUAGUAUGGUUUUUGAAGUCAGUGUGUCCAGAGGGACUAUUUAAUUCCUUCAAUAAUUAUUUUCAUUUGCACUUUGAAAGUUGUUGACACAAAUAAUUUGCUUCAGUUGAUUUUCGGCCCAACAAAGUUUGAAAAUACAUGUAAGCAAAAUUCUCUCUUGCAAUAAGCCUAUCAAAAAGUGCUCUGAAAACUGUGUGCCCCUGGACCUGUUUUUGAAGUUUUGUGAUAUUUGUAAUCGCUAUUCAAGGCUGUGCUUUACAAAAAAGUAAAGGGAUCCUGUUGCUCUCAAACUGUGAAAUCCAGGGUGUCUGGCAUAUGAUUUUCAUGAAGAUACUAAGAUUCCCUAGUCAUCAAAGAGCAAAAGUAAGACACCAGGGAUGCUCUAGCACCUUUAGAGCACAGCUCUGCACUGUACCCAGCCUUUCUUGAUGAUAUAUGUUUAUGUUUUUUUGUUGUUGUUUUGUUUUUAUCGUUGUUGUUGCUGUUAUUGUUGGGUACAAGGGAUAUGCAUGUCUUCCGGCAAGAAGCACCAUGCAGUCAAGGCAGCUGUGUGGUAUACCUACAGACUGUGAUGGACCAGGUGAGCACCUUGUAUGAUAGCUGACACUAAGACAUAUAAUAUACUAAGAUUUAUUAAAAUCUACAAUCCGUGACAAAGUUGUUGAAACAUUGUCCUCAAACAGGGUAACUUCAGAGAACAAAACAAUUCACAGCCCUUCUCCUCCCUUCUAUUCAAAGUUGGGGUGUUUGUUGUUUUGUGCAGGUAGCUCAAACAGUAGCACAACAUUGCUUGAAGGGGGAGGGGAAGGAAAAGCGUUUUCCUUUUUUAAGUUGGCAAAAAGUCAGAGAGGCCCUUCAGGGAAAAGAGUCUCUACUAAUUUUGUCCCGGAUUGUAGCCUCAUAUAUGUUUAAUUGAACCCUUCUGUCAUCUGUUUUCUCACACGUGAACAGUAACAGAAGGAUGCAAAAGUAUAGAGCGCUUUGAAGAGGUGAAUGUGCCAAGAAUUGCUCUUUGAAAACUAAAACUUGAUAAAUAAACCCUUUGGUGUUCAGUUCUUGGCAACAAAAUAAACAGAACAAAACAAGUCCUUGGCGAAAUGACAUUCCAAGCACCAGGCCAUCUCUUGAAUCUUUUUAAUGUGUUGUGCCUAUGUACUUUUGGUGUGCUACUCUUUGUAUCAUUGUUUUCUCUGUUUUUUUUACAGGACUCUGUUUAAAUUAGAUCCACGCUAAACCAGAUGUUCCAGUAUAAAUAAAUAAAUAAAUAAAUAAAUAAAUAAAUAUAUAAACUGUUUAGUCUAGUACCUAAAUUUGAUUUCACACAUUGUGUAAAAUAGUGUUAUUUUGCAAUUAAUGUUUACCAUUACAUGUGCCAAUUCCAGGGGACAAAGUGUGUGUUCAUCCAUCUUUGGAUAACUCCAGCCGCCUUCUAAGAAUCAUACGAAGUAAAGGCUCAGAUGUGCUGUAUGUGGGUGAUCCUCUGCUACUUCAGUACACAGGUAAAGUAAGAAAGGGCUUUAUAGACUUUUGAACCUUCAUUAGAGGGUAUUUAUAGAAAUCACUGCCACCCAACAUUUAUGGUUGAUCCUCCAUGUGUGGCCAUAUAUCCAAAACACCAAAAUUUUCCCAGUGAAAUCACUUAAAUUUGCAACAAGUAAUAGUCCGUUCUGACAAGUAAUUAACUGAGCAAGCUCCUUUUUCGCUGACUACUGACAAGAGGUAUAAUCCAUUAACACCCUCUUCAUCAGGGCUAAAUAAUUAUAAGUUUUUCUUCAGAAUAUGUGUACUUUUGGAUGCUUAUUGCAGUUUUGACAAGUGUCAAUCUAUUAAUCAUGACAGUGUUUUUAUAUGCUAAAAAUGUUCAGGGAAACGUUUAUGUGAACCCAAAAGAAGUUUGUAGACCAUGCAAAAGGAGAACAUGAAGUUAAUGGUGUUCUGUUUAAUGUAUUUUUUUUUUCGAUGGGUACCUUUUAGCGUUUUUGUCAGCAAUGAGAGUUUUUAAUUAAAAAGUGUAUUGAGUGCAUUCUUUUAUUGCACAGUUUAACUCAGUUAAACUGCAGCUGAGUACAUGCAUCUGGCUUCUUUUUUUCAGUGGGAGUCAUAAAUUAUCAGCGGCGGAACACGCUUCUUCCCAUGGAACUUCCAAAUAUGGUAGAAAUGUUUUUGAUGUAUCCUUUGGAUUCAAGAAUAAUAGUUAUAUUUUAAACUCAAGGGUGCGAUGGCAAUGUAUUCUGGGUUAAAGUGAUGGGGAGAUGCAGUUGGGCAGUGGUAAAUUUGUAUUAUCUAUGUCUGUUUUUUUAAUACCAUUUUUUUCCCAUAUUUAAUACUAUGCUUAGAAAUUGCGUGAAAUAACUGAGAGUGUUUGUCUGUAUAUCACUAUAACUGGUAGAAAAUAAAAACCCUGAUACAUGUAUGUUCCACUUGAACAAUGAUCAAGCGGAAGGCCUUUGUGAACUGUCCAAAUUUACAUACAAUACCUGGUCUCAUCAGUUGUGUAGCUGGUUAAUGUUUAAGUGCUGAGGAAUCAAGCCAGUGCCAGCUUUGCAACAUCUGGGUAGAUGUCAAUCUUUUGACUCAACUUCAUCCUCGGAGACCCAGGGGCAGAUAGUGGGGGCGAGGGAAAGUCUAGACGGGCGGAAAAAUGUGGCACGAAGAAAAGUAAAGAACGGCGAGAAGAGCCCCUGGGGACAAUGUCUUACCAGAUCAGUUCCAAACGGUCGCCGCCGUUCUGGCUUCUGAUUGGUGCCAGAAGACUUGUGUUUGCGACCGUUUGGAACUGGUCUGGUAAGACAUUGUCCCCAGGGGCUCUUCUCGCCGUUCUUUACUUUUCUUCGUUCCGUAUACAUUUUUCCGCCCGUUUAGACUUUCCCUCGCCCCCUUUAUCUGCCCCUGGGUCUCCGAGGAUGACUCAACUUCAGCUGCAUUUUUUUGUGUGUCCAACAUGUCUAGAAUAGUCCAUUUUCGAGUUCGCUAUGACCGCUGAGUUAAUGAAGUGAAGACGCAUUUUUUACAGCCUUAGCCUCCAUCUGAGGUAAUAUAUUCACAAAUUCCAACGAGAAAAAGACCUGUUGAUUACUCUGUCUAUUGUGUAUACUCAAAUUUCAAACACUUGCUUGCCAGAAUUUCAGAAUAUGUUACUUCACGUCGAGGCUAACCCUGUAUGAAUUGAGCAUUUGAACACUUUUUAUUUUUAUAUCACCAGCCCAAAUUCACUGCACUGUUUUUUAGCGCACAUAGCACGAGCACUGCACAGCACAUAUCUGCUGAAGAUGGGCUGUACUGCCCUUUGCAGAUCAGACAUUUAGAUUUUAGAUUUAGAUGAAUGUGUCGUUAAUGUUUGUAUUCAGAGGUAAUUUUAAUUCGAAAUUGGACUAUUAGUUUUAGUUUUACAGCUACCCUGAGCUAAGAACCAUUCCACACAAUGAAAUGAAAGCUGUAAGUUAUAGGAAGCCAUUUGUUUUGUGUCCUUGACUUAAUUAAGAUAUUUAGUUUCUUUAUCAGGGGCUUUAGCUCUGCUUAACAUGGUUCCUUGUUAUUCACUAGAUGGACAGUGGGCGUUAUUUGCUUUUGUAGAUCAUACUCUUACAACAUACAUCCCUCAUGAAGAUCAAAGAAAUAUGCUCUGCAAUGUCAUUCUUACACUUGGAACGCUGUUACUUGCAGCAAAUAUAAUGCUGGCACUGUGGACAUUAGGGAGCAUUUAAUGACAACAUUUAUCCAUAGAUUUUUGUAACCAUUACAUUUAUUUAUUCUCAACAGAGACUAAAGACUAGAGAUUAUUAUAGUCCAUUCAUUUAUUCAUAAUUUUACAGGUACGCACAUCCGAGUUUUUUCGAAAGCAGUGAGUUCGUAAAUAAAUCCUCUACCUUUUAAUGAUACACUAUAAUUAUCUGAUCAUGUGUUGACAGUGUAAGUCUGUACGUCAACCAACCCAGUCUUAUUACGGAAUGCCGCUUAACAUUGUACAUUGUAUAAUGCGGGAACCCUUAUUCAUGUCCUACAAUUUUAAUGCAUUAUAACUAGGUUCAUUGUUUUCCACUGCGACGGCUGGGUUGUGUGAAACCUUUGUGCGUGACAAAUGUUGCUUUUGCCUUCUGGUGUGACAAAACAAAUAUAAAAUAGAUUCAAAAACCGGUGAUUUAUUGGUGCUCUGUCAGAGCAGAUUUACUUUUACAGAGAGCCGACGAUGAAAUUAUUCUAAUUGCAUUAGAAUAAGCGAAUUAUUUACUUUCUCAAGUUAUUUGACCGAGCUAAAUUGUCUUGUGUCUGGUACAGCAGGACAACAGUACUCAAGUAUUGACUGGUCUUUCAUAGGAAAAAAUUGAAGCUAAUUGACUGCAAAUAACUGUUAAAAAAUGAAAAGAAUCCUUUAUAUGGCUAACAUAUUUUUUUACGUCUUCGUUCAACCGAACUUAGCGCUAGAGCGUUUAUUACUGUUAGUAUUUUGUUCUAGGUCAUUUACGACUGUACGGUUGUGUAAAAGGAGCGGGAUAUUUGUUGAUAACAGGUCUCUUUUUGUAGCUUUUUACCGAAAUUUUUUAGUGAAGUGCAUUAACUGAAAAAAGCGGCAAGGAGUGGUUACGAUAC
Porites lobata is the source of this 13498-nucleotide messenger RNA. Lineage: Eukaryota; Metazoa; Cnidaria; Anthozoa; Scleractinia; Poritidae. The record is from the annotation of a GenBank genome assembly.